CAUUUUUGUCUUGCGGGACGGCGCCAAUGACAGCAAAAUUUGGAAAGGCCAGUGGAAAGGCUGUGGACCAAUCACCGCCAUAAGUUGAAUGCAGUUACCAGUGAAAACAUGCCGUUAUAUUAAGUUUUGAGGUAUUGGGGCGUUACCCAGUGUGAGGUCACGCCCGGGGGCAUGCACGGCUCGCUCGCGUCUCUGCAGGCCCAGCGGCGGCAGCACCUGGCGCUGGAGCUUUUACUCGUUGAAGAUGCUGCAAGCACGGACUCUGCACCCGCGAGACCAGCUGGAGUCGGCAACCAGGCUGCGGAACCCGACAGCCCUUCCCCGGUGGGACCCACUGCCAGGCGGGCUGCUGCGCAGUUGAGGCGCUGCUACCCUUCGGCGGUGGGCAUUGUGGAGGCAGCUGCUUCGGGCUCGCCUACCGGUGACAGCGGCCCAGCGCUGCGCCCGGCAUGGUGCACUGGUAGCAGCGAAGGCAGCGGCCGACCGCCUGCGACCGACGGAGACACGGGUGCUCCGAACGGCGAACGAAACAUUGAGGACUUGACCAGCAACAGUGGCGCAAAUGCAGCAGCACUCAUCCCAUCGGCAGGCACGGGCUGGCCCCGCAAGCGCCUGCCAUGGGCGGAGGAGGCGGCAGCGGAGCUGCGCGCGCGGGCCGAAGCCCAGGAGGCACAGCGCUCCGCCGCUGAAGCUGCGGCCGCAGCGGCUGCAGCGGCUGCAGCUAGCGGCAGUAGCAGCAGCCUUGGCGGCAGUAGCUCUCGGCUAGUCAGCGUUCGGGAUCCAGACUGGGCCAAACCGUGGAUUGCAGAGAGCAAGCAGGACCGGCGCGGUGCCGGCUCCAUGUUUGCGCUGGUCGACGCGGAGCCCGAUGGCGACGGAGCCACGGCGCCUGAGAGCAGGGGCGGGCGGUCAGCCGCAGCCUCCUCGCUUUCCGAAACAUCUGUUGGCAAAGCCCGCUUUGACGCGGUGUACACGGCGCUGAGAGAGCAAGCCGCCGUUUUCGCGGCGGCGGUGCGCGAGGUGCGUGGCAUUGCAGGCCCGGGCUGGCCCCGCGCCCGCGGCGCCGCAAUCGCAGCAGCCAUCGCGGAACCGACCACCAGCCCCACCAGCACCAGCAGCCACGGGCGUGAGGAAGCGCCUUCCCCCUCGGCGGGGCCGGCGCUUCCGCCGGACGGUGACCCGGCGGCGGCGCGCGGCACCAUUGCGGACAGCGUGGAUCCCUUGGUGUUGAGGGUCGCGGUGCGCAAUUGGGUCCUGCGGGCGGCCGGGCAACUGCCGGCGCUGGCCGGUCUCGAGCGCGUGGCCGCUGACCGUGACAGCGACGAGGCCAGCAGCGCGACUGGAGCUGGGGCCAGCCGCGAGGCCAGCAGCGCCGCCGCCGGCCCCUCAACGCCCUCCCGCCCCACCGCCAGCAGCACCUCCUCCACCAGCACCGCAAACACCAGCGGUGCCGACGCCGCGCGCGCACGCACCUCCGCCUCCUCUCCAUCCGGCACCUCCACUCCCACCGCCGCCAAGCCUUCAGCGUUGGACGCCUUGGCUUUAGCCGCGCGCGGCCUGUCGGACGAUGCCCUGACCCAGGAGCUGCAGCGCACGGCGACCCGGAUGCGGCAGGCCUUCCGCACCACCUACGUGACCCCGGCCAGGUCCGCAGACAUCAAACUGCGUGCCAUCCUCGACGACCAUAGCCGUGCCCUGGCGGCGAUGCACUUGGCGACUGCCCAGGGCGGCAAGGGCCUGAGCACUGACAACCUGAAGCGCGCGAAUGAGGGCAAGUCAAGCAUGGUGGUGUUUGAUUCCCUGGCCUGGAUGAGUCAUGGCCCGGAUCCGGAUUGGGAUUCGUGCCGUAGCUUGUUGAGGUCGCUGCGGCCCCAGCUGCUACAGCCCGCGGCAAGCGGUGGAGGCGGAGGCGGAGGUGGAGGUGGCGGGGCAGGAGCGGUAGCUGGCGUGACGCGGCGGGGUCCGAAGGACCGGGCUGCGGCCGUUGGAAGAGCAACAGGCGGUGGCGGUGGCGGUGGAGGCGGAGGCGGCGCGGAAGCAACGGCGGCUGCAGCUGCUAACAGAGCCGCAGGCGUGGGGCAGGCGGCUCGGGUGCCGCGGCGGGACCUCGCAAUGGCGCAGCGGGUAUGGGCUGGCUUCCUGGACAGCAUGGCGGCGGCGCAAAGCCGUUACGAAGCGGCGUGGAAGAUGGCUGCGCGAGAGCAGCGCAAGGGCAGUAGGGGUGACGCCGGCGGUGGUGGUAGCAGCGGCAGGCGGCGGCGCAAGGGCUCAGCGGACGGGGAGGGCGGCAGCGGCAGCGACAGUGACGUUGGCUUCCUUGGCAACAGUCGGAUGCAAUUAAUGGAGCUGAACAAGCCGCUGAAGCUGCUGCGCGCCGCUGUGGCCGGGCUGGUGCUGAUGUCGGCGGUGGGUGAGGGCGAGGUGCGUGUGCCGGAUGAGCUGCUGGACCCCCUGCUGUGCGCGGCCGUGACCUUCAUGUUCUCAGCACAGAAGCGUGUGCACCCCCACGUGGGCGCCUCCCCCACCCAGCUGUACCACAUCGUCUUGUACAGCAUGGGCCUGUCCUGCGACAUCCGCUUUAUUCACCGCGAUCCACUGGACCCCGGCAGUAGCAGCAGCCCCUCCAGUCCCCGCAGUAGCAGCCAUCACAACAGCGGCGCCGCCGCCGCCGGCUUCACUGUGAACGAGAUGGCGGCUUAUCGCGUGGCGCACCUCCACGCGUUCAUUCGCUUCCAGCACGAUUGGUUCGGCUCUUGGCUGAGCGCGCUGCUUGCGAGGUCGCGGCCAGAGUCGUACCACGUGCUCGCCCUGACGCGGCUAGCACGGCUCGUGGACGAGCAGCAACUCCUGCCGUACGAACAGCUACAGCUACAGCUUGCGCAGCAGCAACAGCAGCAGCAGCAGCAUGGCCAGGAGUCUGAGCCGCCGCCAGGAACCGGGUGGCACAGGGCGGUGCAGGAGUCGGCGGCGGCGGUGCCAGUGGAGGCGGCAGCCGCCAUCGAGGCUGCUGCUGCCGAAGUUGCGAGCGUGGCGUGGUGGCAUGCGCUGGAGCAGGAGCAGGAGUCACGCAUCAAGGGGCAGCAGCUAGAGCUGCGUGACCAGCAGGCGCAGAACGGGCGGCCGCAGGGGAGGGGGGCCGGCUCAGGUGGCGGCGACCCACUGACCCGGUUUGGCGGGCCCGGCAAUGACGACGACGAUGAUGAUGAUGAUCAUAGCGACACUGACUGGCUCACAGGCGGCAGGCUGCAGCCGCUGGGAGCAGUCGCCAGGGCGCCAUUAAGGGACUCGGAAGCUGUCCGACAAGCAGCGGCACUGGCGGACGUGGUGCUGCGGCCUUCCGACCACCAGUCCGAGCUACUGCUUGGGCGUGUGUCGCGGGCGCUGCGGCUGGCGGCGGAGCAGGGGCUGCUGGCCGCACCAGCCUGCAGCGGCAGCGGCAGCGGCGACUGCAGCGGCUGGGGCGCCGCGGGCACUGGCGCCGGAGACGCUGUGGGAGCCGAGGCCGCGGCAGUGCCCCUGCGGCGCGCCUUGGCGGCAGCUGCGGCUAGGCGCCUCGACUCCGGACUGGAGCUGCUGCAGACAUUCAUGCAGACCAUUAUGCGUGCGAAUGUCACACGCGACCUUGUGCCAUUCUGUCGACGCUUGGCAAACGCUUUGUUUACAUCGUUUGUGAGGGAGGUGAAGCAUGGAAAGGCGGCGCUGGGCACCGACGAGAUCUUCGCGCAUUUGCUGCUGGGGUCGGCGGCGGUGUCGGCGGAGGACUGCCGGCGCUUGGUAUGGGACCUGGUGCCGGAGGCAGCUCCCGCGGCACCGGGGCAGGCGCAGGCGCGGCUGCAGGCGCGGACACCUGGGGGGAGUGGCGAUGGCGGUGGCGGAAACGGGGAUGUGGGCUGGGGAUGGAACUGGACAGAGGCGUUGCGCCUGGCGGUGGCUGAGGAGCAGGCGCCUAACUGGCGGAAGCUGGUGGGCCUGCGGCCAGGUGGCGCCGCCGCUGCCGCCGCCAACAGCAGGGCCAUCGAGGGAAGCGGUGUGGGCGAUGGCGCGCCGGGCGCGGUGCAGGUGGUCCGCUACGCCACUCUGGGUCUGGUGCUGGGCCGGUACGUCGGCCUGCUGCAGCCGCACUCUGGGGCGCAGCGCGCCGCCGGCCCCGGGGUCAUGGCGCCGGAGCAGCAGCAGGCGCGAGCUCGGGAGCCGGGGCCGCGGGGGCUGUCCUUCGCGCACUGCCUGGCGGCGGGCGUCCUGACAGAGGAGCUGCGGCAGCUAGGCGGGCUGCGCGUCGACCAGGGCGCAGGGCAGGUGGGGACUAGCAACAGUGACACUGGUGCUAGUCUCGAUGCGCUGAUGUUGGCGCUGUUACGCGGCGCGCACUUCCUCCACUUCCUCACUACCGUGCCGCCGGCCCUGGUCCCGAUGCUGGGGGGCGGGCACGCAGCUGCGGAGGAAGCCGGCCACAGCGGUGGUGGCGCGGGCAUAGCCGACAUGGGCGGCGCAGUGGCGCAGACGCAGGGGCAGCAGGACGGCGGCCACUGUGGCGGCGGUGGUGCGGAAGCGGGGCGCGCAGCGGGAACCAGCCGUGAGGAGGGGGCUGGGGCGGCGGGGGGCGGCCCGGCAGCUGGGGCGUCACAGCUGCGGCGGCAGCAGAUGCGUGCGCUGCAGCAGCUGCAGGGCCUAGCCAGGCUAUAUUUCCGUGAGCCCAUGUUGGCCCACCAGUUGGCUCGAUGUUUGGCGGAUUUCAACAAGCGGCGACAAGACAAGCACGCGCAGACCCCAGGCCACGAUGGCGACGGCGUGGGCGGCGCUGGGGGGCCGUGGGUGUCCGGGGCGCCUGAGCAGCUGUUGGACGAGUGGAGGAUGUUGGUGUCCAUCCUGGCGCUGCGUGGCGGUGUGGGGCGGUGACCAGUGACUUAUCAGUUCACGUGUGGCGUAGGUGUUGGAACCGCACCGCUUAUCGAGUGCUCUACACAGAUCGACGUCGGAAAAGUUGCGUCGGUGCUGCCGUGGUGGCACCGUUAACUACGGUUACACUGCGGUAAUGCACUAGAGUACCCUCCACUGGUGCGGCAGGCCCCUCACGCGAACAAAGUGUUGAAUUUGCGCCCAGGCCUACAGACGCCCAGUUUGAGAGGGCUACGGAUUCACGGUAGCGUGGACAGCCUGACUCGCUGCCCGGUUGCAGCGUUGUUGGUUCUUCGGAGAAAGCUUUUUAUGUCACAAGCAACAGUGCAGCCAUUAGCGCCUUUGUAAGUCCCGAGGCAU
Chlamydomonas reinhardtii is the source of this 5256-nucleotide messenger RNA. RefSeq lists its product as uncharacterized. Gene Ontology annotation, biological process: DNA-mediated transformation. The record is from RefSeq and is a predicted model, not a curated record. Lineage: Eukaryota; Viridiplantae; Chlorophyta; Chlorophyceae; Chlamydomonadales; Chlamydomonadaceae. The transcript has 6 exons. The coding region runs from base 172 to 4896 and encodes 1574 amino acids.